AAAAAAACAAACAUUAUUUCAAGAAUCAACUUAAGCAAAGUUCAUUAUAGUCUUUUCAUAAAUAGGCUGCCUUUAACCAAAGUUUGAAACAUACUCAUUUUUCUCCACACACACUUGCUCCAAUGGAUUGGUUCUCAUGGCUCUCAAAAACAGGGCUCGAGCCCACCCUCGUCUACGAGUACGGCCUCUCGUUCGCUCGAAACGAGCUCGAGGAAGGCGACAUCUCCUAUCUCAACCACGAGUUCCUCCAGAGCAUGGGGAUCUCGAUAGCCAAACACCGCCUCGAGAUCCUCAAGCUCGCGAGGAAGGAAAGCGGGAGGCCGGUAUCCCGGAUCCUCAUCGCCAUCAAGAGGACCAAGAGGUGCUUCUCCAAGUACCUCCGCCCGCCGUGGGCCCGGGCCCGCGACGACUCUGCCCUGGCGCUUGUUCCCCUGCGCAGCAGCUACAGCGCCCGAUGGAAGGGCGGUGCGCUGCUGAGGAGGAACAAGAGGAUGGCACUGGCCAGCAGGAGCGGGAACCUGCAGGUUGGUGGCAGGGCGCCGCUCCUGCUGACCAAUGGGAGCCCCAUGUUGUUCCACAGCUCGAGAAUCGAUAGCUUCUCGAGCCCGUGGACGAGCGAUCUCCCCCCUGAGACCGAGGAGGGAGAUCGGAAGGAGGAGGAGGGAGAGGAUUGUGAUGAGUAUUGGUCCCCUGCAGUUGAAGAUAUCAAGUGGGAUGCCAUGUUUCAGAACUUGAAACCUACUUGAAAUUAACGGUUGGUGGCAAUUUCGUGAUAUAUUUUAAUCUUUUGUUAAUUUUGAGUUCAAUUGAGUGGUGAGAAAUUGGUUUUUGGGGCUCUUUCCACCAUUAGAGCUUAAUUGGUUUAGGCAUCUUGGUUAUUUUAGUAUGUAUUGUAUUUUGCUAGGCGUAGAAUGGACUAUCAACAGUCCCAUCCACCAACUGAAAUUCGGUAAAGUGGUUAUGGGUCUACUUAGUAUCUUUACUAAUUUCAAUUGUGUCUUUAAUUUACUCGAACAUGACAUGUUCUCAUAAAGAUGUUUUGCAUA
Messenger RNA from Salvia hispanica, 1046 nucleotides. RefSeq lists its product as uncharacterized. Lineage: Eukaryota; Viridiplantae; Streptophyta; Magnoliopsida; Lamiales; Lamiaceae. The record is from RefSeq and is a predicted model, not a curated record.